GGCCUUACCUGCAUGCCUAGCCUUUGACAGCCUCCUCCUCUGGGGAAAGGAGGAGGAGGAGAAGGAGGAGGAGGCGUUGGCAGGUGAGCAGCUCCCCUCCCUUUGAGCCAUGCCAGACUUUGCCCAGCCAGCGAGGGAUGGAGAUCCAGGCGAUCGGUCCUUCCUCCGUACUGUGUAGUAGACGAUCGGGGCUUUUGCCUGCCUCCCUCCCGUCCUCCCUGAGACCCCUCUGAUGUUGCAUUGGAGGAAGAGAGAGAAAGAGAGGAAGAAAGAAAGAAGGGAAGGCGAGGAAGAGGGUGCCAUUGCAACAUCGCCUCCCGAUCCUUUGCAAGAGGAUUGAAAGGGAGGGAAAAGAAAGAAAAGCAAAGAUGAUCAGCUGGCCACCUUUCCAGCCUUGGCGACUUUUCUGACAGCCGAAGAAGACAACUCCCAGCCUCCACAAUCAGAAGGAAGCCUGGAUCACAUUUUGGAGAGGUUCCUCUUCAAGGGAAGCCUAAUCAGGAAGAUUUUGAUUCUCUUUCUUCAUCUUCUUCUUUUUGUUUUUCCUUGAAGCUGUUUUGUUUUUGCUUCCUUGUCUUCUUCCUUCCUUCUUUCCUUCCUUCCUUCGUUUUUCUUUCUUGUUUUCUUUCCCUUCUUGGGCUGCCAAUGGAUCUGUCCCAGUGUUGAAAGCUUUUCCAAUGACAGCUCCUGGUGCUCUCUGCUCUGGCUUGGAAGACUCAGAGAAUGGCCAUGGUCUCUGCAAUGUCCUGGGUCCUGUAUUUGUGGAUAAGUGCCUGUGCCAUGCUGCUCUGUCAGGGCUCCCUUCACCAUACAUUUCAGCAGCAUCACCUGCACAGACCAGGAGGCACGUGUGAAGUUAUAGCAGCACAUAGAUGUUGUAAUAAGAAUCGGAUUGAGGAGAGAUCACAAACAGUAAAGUGCUCCUGUCUACCUGGAAAAGUGGCUGGCACGACGCGGAACAGACCAUCAUGUGUUGACGCGUCCAUAGUUAUUGGGAAAUGGUGGUGUGAAAUGGAGCCCUGCCUAGAGGGUGAAGAAUGCAAAACAUUACCUGACAAUUCAGGAUGGAUGUGUGCAACUGGCAAUAAAGUCAAGACCACCAGAAUUCACCCGCGAACCUAACAAAAAGUCUUCUGACAGAAGCCAGUGAAGGAUCCCUUGACAGUCAAGAGGACAAAGAAUAUUUAAACUUUCAACCAUCCCCAGCUUUUACAAGCCAAAUGGGAUUUUUUUUUAUUUGCACUUUACUCGGUACCAGAGGAAACUACAGUGGCUUUACUUACAUGGAGUUAAAUACCCUAGGAAAAUAACACACCACAUCUGACAACAAAGAAAGAAAAAGAUGAGUGUUUCAGAGAGAGAAUGUGAAGAGGAAGAGAAGCAGUUGUUCAGGAGCAAGUUUUAUCAUUUUGAGUCAUGAACAACAGUCGUAUUAGUGUGGAUUUACAGUUUUUCUUUGUACCACUUACAAAUAUAUAAAUAUAUAAGAUAUUUUGAAAUAAAGUUUGACUCUUUGAGAAACCAAGUAGAACCACACUUUACUGCAACUGCUUUGUAACUAUUUGGGUUUGCUUUGUGGUUUUGUUUUUUCUUGGUUUUUAUUAUUAUUAUUAUUUUGCCUUUUUUUAAAUAUUAAGGAAGAGCAAACAAUGAGGCAACAGAAAGAGAAUAAAGGCCAGGAUGUCUACUGACAAAAGAACUGAAAUGUUUGUUCUAUUUUUUAAACAAUAUGAUUAUGAUUAUUUCAACUGGACAUUCAAUUCCAUUUUCUUGUGUUCUAGAGUCCUUUUUUUCUUUUUUUCUCCUCGUGCAACACUAGCAUGCUGGCUUUGCUUACAUUAACCAUACUUUAUACUUAAUUGAUAUGUAACACCAAUUCUACCCUCUUCGAAAGACAUCUUUUGGGGGCAAUUAGCUGUCCCAGAAAGAAAGAAAUGAUGACUCGGUCUAAGCAUUUGAAAAAGACACAGUCUCCAUUUGGACAUUUAUUUCGCAGACUUUUGGUAGACUGUGGGCAACCUUAUUAAAGAAGAACUGUACAGAUCAUUGUCUACAGACUUUGUAUAGCUGGUAUAGACAACCCUAGUAAAAAAAGGAAAAAAAACUGAUUGCUAACUUCAAUGGUUUGUGUUUUUUGCCCAAGAACAAUUUCAUCAUGUUUGAUUUUUUUUUUAAAGGAAAGGCUAAGAUUUGCAUCAUACUGGGCUUUUCCCACUAUUUUCAGCUACAGAGAUAGCAAAAUUGUUAAAAAUUCCAAAUCUAAAGCAUGUUGAUUGGGAGGGCUCAGCAUUUCAGGUAUCACUAGGUGGGGAAAAGAUAUUUAAAGAUGCAGCAGUAUCACAUCAAGAUUUACCACACUUUAUUUAGUUACUUUGAGGGUUAACAAUGCAAUCCUAUACAUUUCUAAUCAGCUGUUCUACUGAGUUCAAUGGAAGUUUCUGUCCAGUAAAGGUUGAGAAAACAAGUAGGUGUUGAAAAUCUUUGUCCCUUCAGGUGCAACUUUGUACCAUUUUCAUUAUCCUUUACCCAAACGGAUGGGACUGAUGGAAAGUAUAGGCCAAAAUAUCUGGAGGGUCAAAUAAUCCCUGACCCUUGUGCAGAGGGUGGCAGCCCAAAUUCUUCCAUUGUAAUGCAUUUUAAGGAUGACUAGUGGCUUUUUGAUUUGUUGUAAUAGCAUGUUCUCUUGCAGAACAACCAUGUGAUCUCAAAAAAUAUUAUUCAGCAAAUGUCAUGAGCCUAUAUUAUUUCCAUCACCUGGAGCAGAAAUGCUUGUAUGACAUUGUUUAUGAAUUUAAUUACACCAGACUUGAAACAUCAGCAUGUGAUAAACAAAGAGGCCCAGUGGCAGGAUCUGACACAUCUGAUACAUGUGUCACUGAUACUAGACACAGGGUUCCUGCUAUGUACUGAAACUAACUCUGAAAAAAAAAUACGCUGGGGCAGAAUUAUUGUGCAAAAUAUCAUCUCUUUCUUUUUUUAAGAAGGUGACCCUGCAGAACUCCCAAAGUGCUCUUUAAAUUCCCAAAGGAAUUUAAAAUAGGAGGUUGAACAUUUGACACAUGGCUUUUGUGAAAGGCAAGAUAAACUGCUUGGUCUGCACUAUUUUCCAUCUUUUUUAAAGAAACAUUUCUUCACAUUAAUGCCCCAAAGCAUGUAUUUUUGGACUAGAAGGUAGUGUGAGAGUGUUAUCUGGGCUCACAGGGUUGAAGCAUUUUUGACGAGUCAGAAUGAUGGUGUCCUCUGUCGCCACCAUUACCAUUGCUUUCAUGUUUUCUUUAAGUUUAGGUGCAAUCCUCACAGUAGCUGGAGGGAAGGGGAUUUUUCCAGCAAUUUAUUUUGUGAGUUAUUCCUGGUAUCAUGCAGAAAUUUGCAGGUGGCUUGGGCCUGAGUAGACAAUUAAGAUCUAUAGGCUUUACAAAAAACCUGGUAGAAAAAGAAA
Molecule: messenger RNA, 3439 nt
Organism: Sceloporus undulatus (fence lizard)
Lineage: Eukaryota; Metazoa; Chordata; Lepidosauria; Squamata; Phrynosomatidae
Gene: TAFA1
Product: TAFA chemokine like family member 1
Exons: 5
Coding region: 724-1122 (132 amino acids)
Biological process (GO): regulation of neuroblast proliferation; positive regulation of microglial cell activation; neuroblast differentiation
Molecular function (GO): receptor ligand activity
Source: RefSeq, a predicted model, not a curated record